Scomber japonicus (chub mackerel) is the source of this 938-nucleotide messenger RNA. RefSeq lists its product as uncharacterized. NCBI's taxonomy places the organism in Eukaryota, Metazoa, Chordata, Actinopteri, Scombriformes, Scombridae. The record is from RefSeq and is a predicted model, not a curated record. The coding region runs from base 173 to 931 and encodes 252 amino acids. The transcript has 7 exons.
GAGGAGCUGUGAAACUUGGCUGCGGUCAGUCAAUUCCUGCUAUCUUCUAACACUCAACCCUCAUCUUCAACCAGGUCAAAAGUACUAAAAUAAAUAAUCUAGACAGUUAGUGGAAAACGUAGGAUUAGUCUUUUGGGAAUCGUAGACCUGGGACCAAUUUGUGCGCAUCAAAAUGGGAAGCUGGAAGAAUCACGUGCGCGCUCAACUGCAACACAGAGACCAAACUGAGAAAGUCCCGUUCGCUGGAGUCUUUAACAGCUUGUCUCAGUUGGAGGAACGGUUUGAAAUUCGCAAACAAAUUUUAGAGGAGACCCAGUCUAAGAGUGUAGAACGAGGUGGAAUUGAAGCUGGGAAAAACACAAGCCUCCUUCAUUUGCAGCUAAGAGAAAGUGAACACCUGGCAGAAAAGCUGUCUCAGACUGUCUCCGACUUGACCACUGUCCUGUAUUUGAAAGAGGCUGAACUGCAGCACUGGCAUUCACGCGUGAGCCAUCACCGCCAAGAGGCACUUACUCUGGCUAAAAGGAGUAAAACCCUGAAGGUGAGCCUUUACGAAUAUGAGUUCACCAUAGAGUGUCAAUCCAAAGAGCUGGCAGCACUGCAUGUGGAGCAGAGAGGACUAAAAGAAGCAUUGGCAGAGGCUCAGAAAGCGAAAGAAGAACUCUUGCAGCGAUGGAUGGAGGAGAAGAGGGUGGAGGCAGACAGGUUGAACAAGUAUAAUGACAUACAGGAAAGGUGGCAGCGUUUGGCUAAACAGCUGAAGAAGCACCUCCACAGAGAGAUGGUAAAAGGUUAUGAUCCCAUAGAGACCAGUGCUUGGAGUGGAGCAACAGAAUUGUCCCCAUCAGUCAUUCAGAAGAUCAAUAAUACAACAGAUAUCCACCAGGGACAUGCAGAAUACAAUCAUGUACCAGCAGUGGCAGAAAUCUAGUAAUCCC